UGGCAAUAUGUCACCACGGCCUCUCUUUCCAGCAGUCCCCGUCCUGUUGGUAGGGCGCUUUCCGGUUUAAUGGCGGCUUUGGUGCUCAAGCGCUGGGGCUGAAGCCGAGGGAUGAAGCGGGAGAGACGUAGGGGGAAUGCGGCUUCGGAGCGGAAAAGAAGAGCUCAGGUGGCGGUACCGGAAGGGAUCAGAUCUGUGGGCUGUGCCGUGCAGCUGGGCCGAGAUGAGCGGAUCCAGGGCAUUGGCAAGACUGUGGGCACUGGGUACUGCCGUCUCUGUCAUGGCAAGUUCUCCUCUCGUAGCCUGCGCCAUGCUUUUGGGAAAGUGCCAGUGACAGGUCUGAGCUCAGAGAAGCAGAAGCGCCUGGACCAUGUGUUCUUUGCCGACUUCCAUCAACUGGUGGGUGUAUCUGUGCGUCAGGAUCCCGAGCUGCCGCAGUUUGUGUGCAAGCACUGCCAUGCUCAGUUUUACAAAUGUCGCAGUGUGCUGAGAACUUUCAUUCAGAAAGUAAACACUUCGCCUACCAACCCUCAUGGCAACAAAUCUGACAAAAUACAUGAUGUCAUCGGUUCUACCACAGGUCCCUGUGCAGAUUUAAUCACUUCAACUCCUGAAUGUCUACAUAGCCUGGUGAACUGGACACACAAACAUGCAGGAGGCUGCUCCUUCCUACCUAUACUGCAGAGGGUGAUGGCCACACAGUACUGUGGUAUUAUACAAGCAGUGUGGGAGUGUGGAGGGGGACAUGACUAUAUCAUGCAACCAGAUUCAGAUUGCAUCUCCUCACCUGCUCAACCAGAGGAGGAAAUGAGCCCCGAGCAGGGCUUAAGUGGCAAUGGAAUACACCGUAUUAACACAAGGACUAUACCUGAUUCAGAGUACAACCCCCCUGAUCGAAUAAACACCGCAUCUGUGCUUCUUGAUACCUGUGUUGUAGUAAAUCAUAUCACGCAAAACAGAACACCUUCUCCACCCUUGGCUGCUCCAGACUCAUCACAAGGUCAAGACUGCAGGAACUCUACUCUCGCCUCCAAUGACCACUCCAAAGAAGAUUGCAGCGACCUCUCAGAUGGAGAUUUCCAGAGCCAGGAGGAAGGAGAACCUGGACAGCAGCCGUCCUCAGAUGACUCCUUUGAACCAUGCAUAGCAAAGAGGAACCCUCAAAAGAAAAGAGAACCCAGAAAGUCCCAAAAGCUGACAGAAUUCAGAGAGAAAAAGAAGCCAGGUCCCAAACCAGGCUGGAAGAAAAUUAAGCGGGAACGGGAGGAACUGCCUACAAUUUAUAAGUGUCCUUACCAAGGCUGCACAGCUGUAUACAGAGGUGCUGACGGUAUGAAGAAACACAUUAAAGAACAUCACGAGGAAGUGCGGGAGCGACCAUGUCCACACCCUGGCUGCAACAAAGUAUUUAUGAUAGAUCGGUACCUUCAGAGGCACGUUAAGCUCAUUCACACAGAGGAGAGAAACCACAUCUGUGACCAGUGUGGACAAGCUUUCAAGCAACGGAAGCACCUCUCUGUGCAUCAGAUGAGACACUCUGGUGCCAAACCUUUACAAUGUGAAGUAUGUGGCUUUCAGUGCAGACAGAGAGCAUCGUUGAAGUACCACAUGACCAAGCACAAAGCUGAGGCAGAUUUGGAGUUUGCCUGUGACCAAUGUGCCAAACGCUUUGAGAAGGCUCAUAAUCUCAAUGUGCACAUGUCUAUGGUACAUCCACUUACACAGAGCCCAGCCAAGCAGCCAGAAACAGAGCCCGAUGCCCACUCAGGGACAACAGAAGAGCAAGUAUUGAAACCAGAACUGACACAGCAGCUCCCACCCUAAAAAAAUCGAAACACACACACACAGCAUUUUUUAAAAUUUAAAAAUUUUUGUAAAGUUUUAUUGUUUGUAUAAUAAGGCAUUGUCCUCUGUUAGACAUCUUGUUUUUACCAUGUUUUUAUAGUGACAAAGUAUAAAACAGACAGGAUUUGAUGGCAAAGAGACUUGAGGUUUUAUUUUUAUGCGUAAUCCUUACUGCUUUGUUGACCACAUAAUGCACAAUAGAGUCAAUCCCAAAAGAAAAGGAACUAUGUAACAAACAGUAUUUCUAUAGAAAUUUGAGUAUGAUUUCAGCCAUUCAUGACAUAGGUAGGAUGGAUAUUGUUAAAAUAAAUUAAACACAACAUAA
Messenger RNA from Xenopus tropicalis (tropical clawed frog), 2170 nucleotides. RefSeq names its product zinc finger protein 276 (gene znf276). Gene Ontology annotation, biological process: positive regulation of transcription by RNA polymerase II. The transcript has 11 exons. The coding region runs from base 112 to 1824 and encodes 570 amino acids. The record is from RefSeq and is a predicted model, not a curated record. NCBI's taxonomy places the organism in Eukaryota, Metazoa, Chordata, Amphibia, Anura, Pipidae. Gene Ontology annotation, molecular function: zinc ion binding. Gene Ontology annotation, cellular component: nucleus.